AUGAGAAGUCCGAAGAAGCCACACGCAACGCAAACAAGAAAAUCUCGUCGGAGAAGACUGGAUAUUCUAAAGCUGAGAACUGCCGAUUUGAUCCCCAGGCCGCCGGCGAUGUCAAACCUCGAGGACAUUCGCGACAGUUCCGGCGAAUUGGUUUACGGGCACGUUUCGAUGAUGGGGCGGCGGAGGGCGAUGGAGGAUGCGGUGACGGUUGCGCCGCCCGGGUGGUUCGCCGGAGAGUACUACUUUUUCGCGGUUUACGACGGGCACGGCGGAGCUAAGGUGGCGGAGAAGUGCGGUGAGACGAUGCACGAGUGCCUGGCGGCGCAUAUGGAGAAGGCGAGAAAGCUGCCGGAGGAACGGGGUUUUGAUUGGGAGAAGUUGAUGGUGGAUUGUUUCGGUGAUAUGGAUCAAGAGUUUUCGGAUGCCCGUAGCACCGGCCGGGAUGAGGUGGCGCACGGAGAGACUGAGCAGCUGUAUUGGAGGAUGGGAUCAACAGCGGUCGUCGUACUUGUGGGAAAGGCGGAGGUGGUGGUGGCUAACUGCGGGGACUCUAGGGCGGUGCUCUGUCGCGGCGGGGCGGUAGUUCCGGUGUCGACGGACCACAAGCCCGAUAGAGAAGAUGAGAAACAGAGGAUAGAAGCUGCCGGAGGAAGCGUCACAAAUCGGAACGGGUGGCGUGUCCAAGGAGUUCUUGCCACUUCAAGAUCCAUAGGUGAUUAUUAUUUGAAACCUUAUGUAACCUCAGUGCCCGAAGUGACCGUAGUAAACCGUUCGGAUUCCGACGAAUUUAUGAUAAUAGCAACCGACGGUUUGUUUGAUGUUAUAUGUAACGACGUUGCAUGCGAGCUUGUGAAGAAAUGUCUGGCCAGCGGCCAUAAUAGUAGACAGGCUGGUGCUUCUGUGGCAGCUACUUUGCUUGCUGAGCUGGCGAUCGCAAAGGGAAGCAAAGACAACGUUAGUGUCAUCGUUGUGCAACUUAAUUAAGUGAAAAUCGACUCCAAUGCUUUCUGGAAUUUUUACCCCUUUUUUGUGUGUGUUUACUUGAAUUAGUGUAAAAGGCAAUCAAUCUGGACUCUGGACUCUGUUUUUUCGGUUGUAGGUUUGUGAGUGUAUCGAGUCUCGUAGUAGUAUCUGCUAUGUGAAAUCAACUAUCGUUGUGUCGUAGCGUUCUUUUUUUUUUAUUAAAUAAUAAUUUUCGAAG
Molecule: messenger RNA, 1201 nt
Organism: Erythranthe guttata (spotted monkey flower)
Lineage: Eukaryota; Viridiplantae; Streptophyta; Magnoliopsida; Lamiales; Phrymaceae
Source: RefSeq, a predicted model, not a curated record